AUGACUAAAAAAAAAUUCAUAAGUUUUGAAAUCAUGAUGUUUUCGAAGGUUGACUUGAUUGAAGGACCAGAUGCAUUUUUUUGGGCUGGAACUACACCCGAGCCUUCCCCCGAAGGUUUCAUUGUCCCAGAUGAGAAUGAAACGAAAAAUAUCCUAGGAAGAUAUAAUAACCAAGACAUUUCAAUUAAGUUGCCAGAUGGAAAAACAAUUAAAGACGUUAAAUGGUUGAGUGUGUGGUGCAGACAGUUUACAGUAAACUUUGGUUCACUUAAAAUACCAGCUGAUUUGGAACUUCCAGAAUCUCUAGUCCUUGGAGGAAUCCCAAAUUUUGCUCAUGGAGUGAAAUCAGAUCCUGUCGUCAUAAAAGAUGCUAAAACAAUUUACAUACCCAAUCUAAUGUAUGAUGGUGCAGGUCCAGAUGCUUUUUUCUUGGUGGGAAAAGGAGAUAAACCUCAUAGUGAUGGUGUGACUAAAGUUCCUGAUGAACGAGGAAGCACUGGUGUUUUGCAUGGCUACAAAGGGGAAGAUAUUACUCUAAUGUUACCCGGUGACCUAACGUUUUAUGAUAUUGACUGGUUUUCUCUUUACUGUAUUGAGUUUCAAGAGAACUUUGGUCAUGUUAUUAUCCCCAAAAACUUGAAUGUACCUGCUAAAGUAAAGAGGGCAGCAUCUGUUACAGAAGGUAUUGAUUUCAAAAUGAAUAAUAUGAAAGGAAAAUACUUUGGAAAGUACAUUGGAGAUUUCAAGAGUAAUGCACAUGGAGUUAUGGGAAAAGUCUAUGCUGCUAGCCCAAACACCUUUUAUAUAGAGAACUUUAGCUAUGAUGGACAAGGUCCAGAUGCUUUCUUUUGGGUGGGCACAUCACCAGAUCCCUCUCCUGAUGGGACUAUUGUACCUGAUGAACUUGGCACAACAAAUGUGCUGGGAUCCUAUGACAACAAGGGCAUUGCAAUUACACUACCUGAAGGAAAAACUAUUAACGAAAUAAAAUGGUUAAGUGUAUGGUGCAGAAAGUUUACUACUUUAAUGAGAGAGGAAUGGAACAACUUGAUGCAGCAGGAAGAUUUUGCUACGACCCCUACAGGACGAAGGAAGAGACCGACGCUUGUUCAGGUCUGCAUGUGGGUGAAUAAUUCAUGGGAAAAG
Limulus polyphemus (Atlantic horseshoe crab) is the source of this 1146-nucleotide messenger RNA. Its product is annotated as protein Skeletor, isoforms B/C-like. The record is from RefSeq and is a predicted model, not a curated record. The transcript is spliced from 11 exons. The annotation marks the transcript as partial. NCBI's taxonomy places the organism in Eukaryota, Metazoa, Arthropoda, Merostomata, Xiphosura, Limulidae.